Molecule: messenger RNA, 2256 nt
Organism: Aureobasidium namibiae CBS 147.97
Lineage: Eukaryota; Fungi; Ascomycota; Dothideomycetes; Dothideales; Saccotheciaceae
Exons: 1
Source: RefSeq, a predicted model, not a curated record
AAAUCUCCUGGCCGCAAACUCGGCUCCUUCUUCGGCUGGAAGUCAUCGUCUCCCAACCUCGAUCCACACUCACCGGCGACAUCCUUCUCCGACGUGUCCGCCUCACCUGCCCACUCUCGUAACACCAGUCACAUCGAUGCUACACCCACAAAUAUGGGCCUCACACCACCAGCACUCGAUUUCCACAGCCACCACCGUGAUGGCUCUCAGCCCCAAUACUUCGACCUCUCCCAUGCCCACACCAUGUCCGGCUCGUCGACCAUCAACGCCCAUGUAGAGGAGCUGGAACGCGAGCUCAAGCAAGUGAGUUCCGAACUUGCUGGUUCCAUCCGUCGUGAAAUGGAACUUGAGGAUGAGAUCGAUCGUUUCCGCAGCGAGAUGCCUGCUGGCACAAGCGACAUUGGUCGAAGAACAAGCGACUACUUCUCGGAUUCUGGUACCAGCUCUUUGAGAUACCCCACUGUCGAUAGCGAAGCCAAGAUUGACGAACUGGAACGUCUCAAGAGGAAGGCAGAGCAAGAGAAGGCGCAGAUGCAAGUCGACUAUGCUCAAAAGCUGUCCGACGAGCUGAAGUUGAGAAAGAGCUUGGAGACACAAGUACAACAGCUCGAAGAGCAGCUGCACCACACCAAGGAUGGCGCACCUGUCGAGACGGGCCCCAAAGACGAACGCGUACGCGAGCUCGAGGUCUUCCUUGAUGAAACCCGCCGCCGCUUGAGUCAAGAGCGCCAAUCAAAAGACAACUUUGAGGACCUUUUCGCAGCCCUCAAGGACGAAAGCGAAAAGCAUCGCAACGAGCGCGACAACCUUCGCGAUGAAGUUGUUCCAGAGCUCAAAGCCAGAGUCGAAGGUCUCGAAUCCGAAGCUGCUGAGAUGCAAUCACUUCGUUACGAGAAUGCCGGCAUGCAACAACAGCUCCAAGCCCUUCGUGCCGAAGUUCAAAUGCUGCAAGAAGCACAAGACAGAGAUUCUGGAUUCAACGACGAUGUCUUCGCACCACCGCGAUUCCCCAAAGCAGGCUUGUCACGAUCGAACUCGUUGGCCAGGCCCUCUAGUAACGGCAACCUCCGACGAAGCAACUCUUUGGCAAGAUCCGGCUCGGUCAGAGAGCGCAGUGAGACUCGCCAAAGAUCCGAUUCGACUUCUGGCGAUCGCCACAAGGAUAUCGAGGAUCAACGCGACGCGCUACACCAGGCUCUCAAGAAUCUUCUGCGCAGAUAUGAAAGUGAGAAGCGCGAGCACGCAAAGACUAUGCGCAAGCUCGCCACUGAUCGGGAUCGUGCUAGGCAGGAAACCACCGGCAGAACUCCCUUCACGCGCGAAGUAAACCUUGUUCGUUACGAGAUUGGUGAGCUUAGAAAGCGUGCCGACGAUGCUCUCGAGCAAAAGUGGCAGUGCGAAAGCAACAUCGGUGGUGUCAAGAUGGCCCUCGACAGAGCGCAGCAAGAGACCCAGUCUAUGCGUGAAUACCUCAACGGUCGAGCCGUAAGCGGAUCAUCUCGCAAGUCCACCUUUGAGGGACUCGGCAUUGAGAUUGCUGACGAGAACGUCGAGCUCGGCGAAGAAGAUCGCAAGACCAUGAUCAAGGUUCUCAGACAAAGCAUCGCUCUGGCCGAGACAGAACGCGAUGCUGCUCUUCGUGAGGCAGAAGAGUACCGCCAGAAGGCGUACCUGCUUCAACAAUCCGAGGACGAGCAUAUCGAUACACAGAACGACCUUGCGGAUCAGUUGCUCGAAGCCGCAACCCGCAUGGAGCAAUUGGCAUCUCAGGUCCAGGAACACCUGCAAGCCAACAUGCAACUGCGUGAACGUCUCAGUCACGCGGUCGGAAAAGGAGAACAAUCACAGAGCGAGUCCACUGCUCUUAUUGUGGGCAUGCAAUCUCGGCUUAAGUUGAUGGAGGAUAACGUGGUUGCCGCACAACAACUAUCAGAGUUGGCUCUGGUCAACCACGAAGAGGAAGCCAAGCAGAUCGACGAUGCCAAUAGCCCAAAGCUUCAGCGUCUUAACGUGGCCGGAAAGACAGCAGCAUCGUCCCUGCAAGCGUCACCUCUUUUCGGAGUCAAGAGUCCCAGAAUCGGCACGACCAGCGGGAGCAUGGCCGAGAAUCUCUUCGAAGCCAGCAAAACUGCCACGCUUGAACGCAGGGUCAAGGAACUCGAAGCAGCACUGGUGGAUGCAGAUUCGGAGAUGCAGUCGGUGGUACAGAGAAUCAACAGUUCUCAGUUCGAGAUCGCCGAACUACAGGGCGAAAGG